AUGGCUGACGACAGUCUGUAUCAACUAACUCAACUAGUCAAGCAUAAUGAUUAUUCUUCGGAUUCAUUAAAUCAACUUUAUCAAUGCAUAAGUACAAUGACAGAAAGAUCAAUUGGAUGCUUGAAUUGGGAUAAAUUUUUCAAAAAAAUCACAGUGACUGAUGAAGUUCUUUUACAUUUUUUAGCAUCCGUUUUAAACAUUGAAAAGAUAUCAGAAUGUUUCAAGGAUUCUAUUUUUUAUCACAAUAUUAAUCUUGAAAAAUUCAGUAAUUUAACUGAAACAGAACAACAAACAAUUUUAAAUUCCUACAAAGCGGAUAAAUUUACAUAUUACAUAAUGUGCUCACAAAUUGUAAAAUCAAACUGGAACAAUUUAUCCCAAACUUUAGUUAAUAUUGCAAAUCAAUAUUUGCCAUUUUUAGAUGAAGAAAAGCAAAUAUAUAUAUUUACUGAAAUAACUGGCAAUUAUCAAAAUUUUGAAAUUUCAGUUGCAAACUUGUUACUUUUUUAUGAAAACAAUGAAGAAAAAUUAAGCAACUGUUUUAAUUUAACAUUGUUCCAGCAAAUUUAUUCCAAAAAUGGAAUCGAGCAAAUGAUAUUUUUUGCUGCAAAUACAAUUUGUUGCAAUAACACUUCUAUCAAUUUUUACAAUCUCCUUGAAAUUGAAGAAAUGAAUCCAUUUGAUUUUUUUUAUUUCUCAAUUCAAUAUAAAGAGAUAUUAAAUUGCGAUGAUUUUCCAAAAGUUACAGAAGUAAUCACAGGUUUAAUCUCAGCUUCAAAUAUUAAUGCUAUUAUGUGA
This is a messenger RNA of Trichomonas vaginalis G3, 798 nucleotides long. RefSeq names its product histidine kinase family. Bases 1 to 798 code for a protein of 265 amino acids. The record is from RefSeq and is a predicted model, not a curated record. Lineage: Eukaryota; Parabasalia; Trichomonadida; Trichomonadidae. The transcript has a single exon.